Caenorhabditis sp. 36 PRJEB53466 is the source of this 724-nucleotide messenger RNA. The record is from the annotation of a GenBank genome assembly. Lineage: Eukaryota; Metazoa; Nematoda; Chromadorea; Rhabditida; Rhabditidae.
AUGAACAACCAGGAGCGUGAGCAGCAAAGCUCUUCUUCCGACAACCCGAUGCCUCCUCCGGCGCUUCCACACGUGAGAGGUCGUGACUUAUUAGUAGUUCAUAAAAUUAGAAUUUAUAGCAGUCGAGACAGCCGCCACAGCACGAAUACAGUUCACUCGAGCCGUCGGUUCAAAACAUCAGAAAUUCUCUUCACAGGCCGCUGACGGCCAACCAGCAGCAGUUCGUCCAGAAAACGUUGGAAAAUGUAGGUGCGUCUCGGCAACGUUUAGAUAGGAAAGGCAUAAGGUUACAGAACAACUCUGGACAGGAUGAUACACACGAGUUCAUCAAGCAGCUGGGAGACUACCCUCCUACCAUUCCCGAUUCUGUCACCAUGCACUUCCUGAAGUCGGCUGGAGUUGAAGGAUCUGAUCCUCGUGUCACCAGGUUUGUUUCACUCUAAAGGAGUUCUGUCAGAGACUCUACGUUUUCUUCAGAAUGAUCGCACUGGCCGCUCAGAAGCAUGUUUCGGACAUCGUCUUGGACGCCAUGCAAAACGUGAGUCACAUUCUCCACAUCUACAUCAAAUCAAUACUAAUGUUGUAUUUGCAGGCCAGAAUGAAGGGUCUCGGAAUGACCAAGAAGGGGACGAAGGAAACGAAAUUCACGCUGACGGAGGAACUUCUCGACGAGGUGCUUAAGGAGUACGGCCACAGCAACUCUCGUCCUCCAUACCACGCCUAA